Messenger RNA from Clonostachys rhizophaga, 183 nucleotides. The record is from the annotation of a GenBank genome assembly. Lineage: Eukaryota; Fungi; Ascomycota; Sordariomycetes; Hypocreales; Bionectriaceae.
AUGGUGCCGCCGACAACGUCGCCUGCAGCGAUAGACGGUGGUCAAGAAGAUGAAAGUGUUGAUGCACGCCUGGAUACGUCAGGCGGCUCAGAUCCUGAUUCAGGGCGUGAUCCCGACGCCUGUAAAAUCCACAAGGCCGUGGCCAUCUGGCAGUUCCGGACUGCCGGAACUCGCUCAGUAUAG